ACCCGAAUCUCUCCUCCCAGCAACAACGAGUCCAGCCCCCUUGGAAAACCCCCCUCCACCGUUUUAUAUAUCGUUCAGAAUAACAUAGAAACGUGCUUUCACCACGACCAGAAACAAACCCAAAUGUAUCUAGUUUUACACUAUGCGGCAUAGUGAUCUGGUUCGCUCACAACAAACGGGCUGCUUUUAGUUACCGUCAGCGAGCCUUUAACGUUUAGCACCGCUAGCUGGCUCUGUUCGGGAGGAGGUUACCGAGUGGCACAGGCAGCAGCCAGCGUUACCAUUGUCUGUUGUUGCCUCGGCCUGGCAUCAGCAACCCCCUUCUUGGACUGGGCAGAGGAGGCAUUUCAAGUGGUCUGAGCUGUGGCCUUGCUGCAGUACCAGGGUCCACCAGCGUGGGGCAGCAGAGCGAGGUGGGGCCAGGAGGCAGCAGUGAGUAGGCCGGGGCUGGAUCUAGCCUGGAGGGGCAUGUGUCAUGACCUCGGUGGUGCUCGUUGACAGUGGAGGGGCGGUGGUGGAGUAUAUGACCGCCGUGGAGGACCCUCAUCAGGAGGGAGAGUGUGAGGAGGGAGACGGUGAAGCUGAGGUAGAGGUGGAGGUAGAGGUGGAGGGAGACAUGAUGGAAGAAGAGACAGACGAGGACCUGGAUGAAGAGGAGAACCCAGCAGUGAUUGUGGAGGAGGUCCCAGGCAGGGGGCUGGAGCAGUAUUUCUCUGCCCAGGUUCUGGUAUACGAAGACGGGACCUACCUGAUACAGGACGUGGGGGAAGAACAGGAGGUGGAGACUGAGGUGGUGGAGACAGUGUGAAGUCAAUGCGAAUCUGCAACACGGGAAGAACAUGGCGACUUCACUUCAUGAGGGGCCCGCUAACCAACUCGAUCUGCUCAUCAGAGCAG
This is a messenger RNA of Oncorhynchus gorbuscha (pink salmon), 897 nucleotides long. RefSeq names its product ETS-related transcription factor Elf-2-like. The record is from RefSeq and is a predicted model, not a curated record. The transcript is spliced from 4 exons. NCBI's taxonomy places the organism in Eukaryota, Metazoa, Chordata, Actinopteri, Salmoniformes, Salmonidae. Bases 476 to 808 code for a protein of 110 amino acids.